AAGGGGGUUCCAUGAGGAACCCAAGACCUGGGUUCAUGAAACCCAAAUAUGGGUUCCGCGAGUAACCCAAAUAUGGGUUCCGCGAGUAACCCAGUAGCGGGUUCCGCGAACCCAGCUAUUGGGUUUCGCGAACCCAGUCCCAAAUCUGGGUUCCGCGAGGAACCCAAUAGUGGGUUUCGCGAACCCAGCAACUGGGUUUCGCGAACCCAGCAACUGGGUUUCGCGAACCCAGCAACUGGGUUUCGCGAACCCAGCUACUGGGUUCGCGAAACCCGCAAGGAGCCUUGGAUUCUUCUUCUUCUUCUUGAUCAAACUCUGGGAUCUUCGUUCAAUUUCUGUUUGUUUUCCUUUAGUUCUUUACCUUCUUUCUUUUGAUUGAAAUGCAUUAUGUAGUUUAGAUCGUGUUUUCUUUGAAUGUGUUACGAAAUCGUGCUCGGUUUUGGUUGAUUUGCUGUAGAAUAGCUGGAAGUAUAUGGAGAUGGAAUUUGGAGAGUGUUUUGAGUUGAUUAAGAGUCAAAUUCUACUUUGUUUUAAGGAAAAAGAACCUGAUAAUCUUGAUUUCUUGUUUUUAAUGGAUUGCUAAUAUUUGAUUAUUGAGGUAGUGGGGGAUGAUUUUGAGCU
Rubroshorea leprosula is the source of this 621-nucleotide messenger RNA. NCBI's taxonomy places the organism in Eukaryota, Viridiplantae, Streptophyta, Magnoliopsida, Malvales, Dipterocarpaceae. The record is from the annotation of a GenBank genome assembly.